Messenger RNA from Phaedon cochleariae (mustard beetle), 1677 nucleotides. Lineage: Eukaryota; Metazoa; Arthropoda; Insecta; Coleoptera; Chrysomelidae. The record is from the annotation of a GenBank genome assembly.
AUGAAAGAAAAACUGUUGUUAGUGUUUGUGGCUGUUCAUCUAGGAAAUGUUCUCAGUGAUUUCCUCAACCAAGUAAUCGAUGUCGAUGACAUUCUAUCGGAAAACUUUAUGCCGAGCUCUCUGCUCAUGCUCGACAGUUCCGAUAGCGGCAAAGAGGCUACGAAUAUUACUAAUCAGACGGCAGAUAGUACCCUCAUAGACACUUUAGAGUCGGAUGGGAGCUUUGGAAAUGCUAUGUCAACAAUGAAUUUCCACAGGUCGAUGAUUAAUCAAUAUCUGUGCAGAAAUUUUCUGGCUGAACAGAUUAUGUCCAACUUAACCGUAGACCGGAUUAAACGUAGAAUGGGUCACGUGACACCUGGUAUAGGGGAAGAGAGGGCAGCCUCUAACAUCCAACUGAACGUCAAAAGAAACCUUAUCAGUGACGAGGGAUCUUCAGCUUACAAGGAUUGGCUAUCAAAGAGCACUACUUUAGAAGACAUCUAUCGCAAUUUCGACCAAGCUCAGGAUAAAGAAGAUGAGGAAGAAGACAACGAUAAAGGAGAAGAGAUGGAAGAAGAUUAUGUUCCACCUGUGACGAGGCCUAAGGAAAGCAAUGCAGUUACCCUUAAACACAGGGGGCACCAAGGAGGAGAAGAAAUCUAUUAUUCAGCAGGUGGAGAAGGAUCUUCUUUUGGGGGCCAUGAUUUGGGAGGAGGCCACAGUGGUAUUGGAGUAGGCCAUAGUGGUAUUGGAGUAGGCCACAGUGGUAUUGGAGGAGGGCAUAGUGGAUACGGUGGAGGACAUAGUGGAUAUGGAGGACAUAGUGGAUAUGGAGGAAGCUAUUCUGUUCAUGAACCAGGAGGUCAUUUGGGGUACGACGAAGGUCCAAUUCACCAGCCCGUUUACGAAUCUACACCUCCUAAAUACCAAGUACAUCAGGUGCAUAAUUACUAUAACAAAGAGAAAGAUUUGGCCGAUUUGUUCGAGAUAGCACUAACAGCGCUGGCCUUUUUGGCUUUCAAAAUGUUCCUUGUGCAUGUGAUAAUGUGCAUCAGUUCGGUAUCCUACAAACCAACGACAACGACCAGCGCCCCCGUGAUAGCGAUGAGCAUGAACCCGACAGCGACAGCUCCUGGAGGUAUGACAGGCACUGGUGGAGGGGGUGGCAUGACAGCAACCGGCACAGGGGGUGGUAACACCAGCACAGGGGGUGGUAACACCGGCACCGGAAACGGUAUGACAGGUACUGGGGACGGUAUGGCAGAUACUGGAGGGGGAGACGGUAUGACAGAUAUGGGAGACGGAGAUGGUAUGACAGAUACAGGAGGAGGAGACGGUAUGACAGAUACGGGAGGGGGAAACGGUAUGACAGAUACGGGAGGGGGAGACGGAAUGACAGGUACGGGUGAUGGAGACGGCAUGACGGACAAUGGAGGAGGUGAUACCACUGGGACGAAUAAUGAUGGUGAUGGUGAUGGAGGUGAUCCAGAUGCAGGUAGGAGUUUGGGCAUGAGUUGGUUAUCCGGAAAACUAACCAAGAAUGUUCCACCAGCUACUUCUAUGCUCGACGCUCUGAAGGCAUCUUUGCUCGGAUUGGGACAUGCGAACUGUGAGAUCAUUUAUCAAAGAUGUGAUUUGAAGAAGCACGUUUUGGAAUCCAGAAGAAAACGGAGACGAAAGAGAUCAACAAAAUGA